Molecule: messenger RNA, 1670 nt
Organism: Syngnathus typhle (broad-nosed pipefish)
Lineage: Eukaryota; Metazoa; Chordata; Actinopteri; Syngnathiformes; Syngnathidae
Gene: tmem106ba
Product: transmembrane protein 106Ba
Exons: 8
Coding region: 148-939 (263 amino acids)
Source: RefSeq, a predicted model, not a curated record
CUUCUAACCAAUACGGAGACGUGAUGGGGGCGUUCCGGAGCGCUUCGUUCUCCCUUGCCGAUUAGAAGCACAACAAACCCGGCGGCGAGAUCGCAUGACCGCAGAUUCCGCAAAAUAAAGAGCGACGACACAGUGACGGUGUCAGCGAUGGGGAAGUCCCAGUCACUGCUGUCUUGGCACAAAGACGUCAGUCAGGACGCAUUGACAGCAAAUACGGACGAGUACGAUGAGACGUCGGUGCCGGAGGAUGGAAAGAAUGGAGAAGUUUCACAGUUUCCAUAUGUGGAGUUCACUGGACGGGACAGCGUGACCUGUCCCACGUGUCAGGGCACCGGUCGCAUCCCACGAGGUCAGGAAAAUCAGCUGGUGGCUCUGAUUCCUUACAGUGACCAAAGGCUGAGGCCGAGCAGAACGAAGCUUUACGUGACCAUCUCGGUGUGCGUUUGCCUACUGCUGUCCAGCCUCGCCGUCUUCUUCCUAUUCCCUCGCACCAUCAACGUCGAAUACGUGGGCGUCAAGUCGGCUUACGUGGCCUACGAUCACGAGAGACAGAUCAUCUAUCUCAACAUUACGAAUACGCUGAACAUCACGAAUAACAACUAUUACGCCAUAUCGGUCACCAACAUCACCGCCCAAGUGGAGUUUGCCAAGACGGUGAUCGGCAAAGCCAAGUUCAACAAGAACAGCACUGUCAUCGUACCUCUGGACCAGCGGCAGAUUGACUACACCGUUCCCACUGUGAUUGCAGACGAAUUAAAUUACAUGUUUGACUACUGUACGCUGCCGUCCAUCAGAGUCCACAACAUGGUGGUCAUGAUGCAGGUAACGGUGACAACGUCAUACUUUGGCCACGCCGAGCAGGUGUCGCAGGAGAUGUACCAGUAUGUGGACUGUGGAGGGAACACCACGACCUUGCAUGGUCGCGUGGAAGCAUUCUAAGAACACCAGCCCAACUAUCAAAAGUCUUUGUCUUACUAGGUGAAGUGCUAGUUAGUUGGUGCUUUCUUCCUGAAUUGAACAGCCGUAACAGCUGCUUUUUGCAUUAACAGUGUGUUAAAGUAAAAGGCUAGUUUGGAAAAAGUUCUUUUAACAAUAAAAGUGUGUUUUAGAAAGCUUGCAUAGUUCACACUCCGACUAUCGUUUGGCAUGUUUUUGCCGGCUGUUCUGGACCACUAACUUCCCCAGCACUUUUCAUCCUCUAGAGGUACUAAAAAGUAUUAAUAAGUCAGUCAAGGGAGAAAGGUACUUUUGGUUUAGUUGACACUUCAUAUUGUUUUGUGUUUCUCUUAACUGGACUUUUGGCUGUAUUUUGACGUGUUUAGUCCCUGCUGUUGUUUCUUCACUAUUAUUUGAGCAUUUCUUUGGAGUGUGAUUUUAACACAAAUGUGAUUGCAGUAAAAGAUGUCAUGAAUAUCUGCUAUUUUUGCAAGUGGCAACGGGGUAUGUUAUGAGACAUGAAAAUGGAGCUUGAUUAUGAACUGGAUGCAUUUUGGUCUAUUUUUCUGAAUCUGUGGUGACCUCCGUUCUCUCUGUGCAACUUGUGAUACCAUGUUGUUAAAUAAACUUAAUUGGAUUCUUUCAUUUGCUAUUUAAAAAAAUCUAUAUAAGAUGGAUAACAUUUGAGGUUACUUUGUAAAGGAACGCCUAAAAUAAAAUGUUUUGUCCUUUCA